Messenger RNA from Knipowitschia caucasica, 732 nucleotides. NCBI's taxonomy places the organism in Eukaryota, Metazoa, Chordata, Actinopteri, Gobiiformes, Gobiidae. The record is from the annotation of a GenBank genome assembly.
AUGGUGUCUGUGUUUCAGGUGUCUGUGUUGAUGGUGUCUGUGUUGAUGGUGUGUGUGUUUCAGGUGUCUGUGUUGGUGUCUGUGUUGAUGGUGUGUGUGUUUCAGGUGUGUGUGUUGGUGUCUGUGUUGAUGGUGUCUGUGUUUCAGGUGUGUGUGUUUCAGGUGUCUGUGUUGAUGGUGUGUGUGUUUCAGGUGUCUGUGUUGAUGGUGUGUGUGUUUCAGGUGUCUGUGUUGAUGGUGUCUGUGUUUCAGGUGUCUGUGUUGAUGGUGUCUGUGUUUCAGGUGUCUGUGUUGAUGGUGUCUGUGUUUCAGGUGUCUGUGUUUCAGGUGUCUGUGUUGAUGGUGUCUGUGUUUCAGGUGUCUGUGUUGAUGGUGUCUGUGUUUCAGGUGUCUGUGUUGAUGGUGUCUGUGUUUCAGGUGUCUGUGUUGAUGGUGUCUGUGUUGAUGGUGUCUGUGUUUCAGGUGUCUGUGUUGAUGGUGUCUGUGUUUCAGGUGUCUGUGUUGAUGGUGUGUGUGUUUCAGGUGUCUGUGUUUCAGGUGUCUGUGUUGAUGGUGUCUGUGUUUCAGGUGUCUGUGUUUCAGGUGUCUGUGUUGAUGGUGUCUGUGUUUCAGGUGUCUGUGUUUCAGGUGUCUGUGUUGAUGGUGUCUGUGUUGAUGGUGUCUGUGUUGAUGGUGUCUGUGUUUCAGGUGUCAGAAGCUCUCCAGAGUCACUGUCGCAGAAGGAACCUCUGA